AUUCCUGACAAUGGAGCAUUGAAUUAGAAUUUUUUGGUGUUUUGUUUUCUUUUCUUUUCUUUUCUGGCUUCUUAAUUCCAGCAAGAGGCCAAGAAAAGGAGAGGGAAAGAAAAUAUAAUAUCAAAAUAUUGGUUACGAAUUUUUUCGUGAUCAUUAAAAAAAAAAAACUUUAAAGAUGGCAAGCAAAUUGAAGAAGGCGAUUGGGGCAGUGAAAGAUCAGACGAGCAUUAGAUUAGCAAAGGUUUCCGGCAACAAUUCCUGGAAUCUUGAUGUCGCCGUCCUGAAAGCCACCACCCACGACGAUGUUCCGGUGGACGAACGCUACGUGUACGAGGUGCUCCACCUGGUGUCGGCCAACAAAGUGUACGCGGCGGCCUGCGCGCGCGCCAUCGGCAAGCGGAUUGGGCGGACGCGGAACUGGGUGGUGGCGCUCAAGUCAUUGAUGCUGGUUCUGCGGAUCUUUCAGGACGGCGAUCCUUAUUUUCCCCGAGAGGUUCUGCACGCCAUGAAACGCGGAGCUAAGAUUCUCAACCUGUCGAGUUUCCGGGACGAUUCGCAUUGCAGCCCGUGGGAUUUCACGUCCUUCGUUAGAACAUUCGCGCUGUACCUAGACGAGCGUUUGGACUGCUUUCUCACCGGGAAGUUGCAGCGGAGAUACACGUACCGGCCGGAGACGGAGGAUUCCGUGGGGCGGAGCAAAAAGGUGAACGUGCCGGUGCGGGAGCUCAAGCCGGCGAUGUUGCUCGAUAGAAUUUCGUACUGGCAGAGAUUGCUGGAGAGGGCGAUCGCCACCCGGCCGACCGGCGCGGCGAGGACGAACGGAUUGGUGCAGAAAGCUCUUUACGCGGUGGUGCUAGAAAGCUUCGAUCUGUACAAGGAUGUUUCCGACGGGCUGACGCUUAUCCUCGAUAGCUUCUUCCAUUUGCAGUAUCAAUCUUGCGUGAUUGCUUUCCAGACAUGCAUGAAAGCCGCGAAGCAGUUUGAGGAGCUAAGCGCAUUUUACUCUUUGUGUAAAACCAUGGGCGUCGGCCGGUCAUCGGAGUAUCCCAGCGUCCAUUCAAUCUCGCCGGAGCUCAUCGAAACCUUGCAAGAAUUCCUCAAGGAUCAAUCAAGUUUCCCGCCGCCGACUAGUAACCGUUCCGGUUUGCUUCUCUGGGAGCCGUCAACUCCCAGCAGCGCAAGGUCCAUAAGGCACGAAAGCAAAUUUGAAUUAUCCUCUACGUCGGAGAGAUGGCCGGAAAGAAUGUCGACUGAAGAACACCACAGUACACAACGGUGCACCUCCUUAGAGGAUCUUUUAAUCGCCACGGCGGAGACAAACGCCAAGACUGGCCCUCCAAUUUCCAUUGAUUUGGAGGCGUACUCUGAUCAGUUCGAGAAGCAAUCGUUUCGGCUGAGCGACUCCGGGUCUACAAGAUCCCUGCCGGUAUCGGAUUCCAUGGCGGAUCUCUUAUUCUUAGAUGACUGGAAGCCCGACACAGAUCAUCAGAGCAGAGAAGAUAAUAAUGACGAUUCUUCCAAAGGAUGGGAACUCGUACUGGCCGAAACCAUAACAUCAUCAUUAUCAUCAAAGACCUUCAAUGAAGAACAAGAAACCCCCGCUCGCGGCUCAAGCAGCGGUUGGGAGCUCGUGUUAUUCGAAACACCGCCGCCACACCGGUCGGAGACAUUGUUUGACCAAAACCCACUGUCAUUGCAACCUAGUAACAACCUAAAUCGUUUGUCUUUGGAUGCAUUGUACGACCAAUAUCCACUCCCGGUAUCCCACCACUACAAUCCUUUUCUCGAAGACGAAUUUCCCAUAAUACCAACCAUGGUUUCGCCAACAGCUUUCCCUACCCACAUAUUUUCUCCUUCUUCUUCUUCAGCUCCGUCGCCGACAUUUCUUGCAACUCCCACAUUCUCUGCUCAAAAUCCCACAGAAACACAGUACGAGAAUGACCCUUUUGCAACGUUUUCCGACAACAACCUAGGAUUCACCGGACCAAACAUGACCCAACAAAACUAUCUUCAUGAACAACAGCUAUGGUUACAACACCAAAACAAGAUCAUAGCAAAGCAUAUGGCUUGAACAUCAUCAUCAUCAACAUCAUCAUAUCUCAGCUCCAUGUAUCAAAAGUUACAGCGAGUUUAUAUAUCAUUGUAUGUACAUUGCCAUCCAUUUUCCCUCUUUCCCGAUAUAUCUCUAACAAGCUUUCAUCUUAUACGGAGAGUUGUGUACAUAUGUUGUAUUAUAAACCUCAUCAAACAAUAUUUUUACUGUAAUUAAAAU
Molecule: messenger RNA, 2272 nt
Organism: Ipomoea nil (Japanese morning glory)
Lineage: Eukaryota; Viridiplantae; Streptophyta; Magnoliopsida; Solanales; Convolvulaceae
Product: clathrin coat assembly protein AP180
Exons: 2
Coding region: 176-2071 (631 amino acids)
Biological process (GO): clathrin coat assembly; clathrin-dependent endocytosis; vesicle budding from membrane
Cellular component (GO): clathrin-coated vesicle; clathrin-coated pit
Molecular function (GO): SNARE binding; clathrin heavy chain binding; 1-phosphatidylinositol binding
Source: RefSeq, a predicted model, not a curated record